GCCUGUAGCUUAUGUGGUAUCGCCCUGGUUUAAAGCAAGUUUUCUUUUUGUCAGAGAGAUACACACUCGUCAUUAAAGGUUUCUGCAUGUAGCAGUAAUAAGGCUAUAAGGAAAUCUGCUGUCUUCGGCUGUCCACAGAUUCACAGACUGUAUUAAUAGAUAGGAUUAGUGAAGAACAGGUCAGAAGGCUGCAAAGCUCCUGUCCCUUGAGAUUUCCUUCUUUAGAUCAUUAGUCUCAUUGAAGAGCUCUCUUCAAUACAGGGAGCAGAAACUGAGGAAAAGGCUGGAGCCAUUUUAUUUCCCCAGGACGCACUAAAGAAAGGGCAAUUUCUGGGUCACAAUCCCUGCUGAAAAUGUCUGUCCAGUUUUCUUCACAGGCACCCUGGAGGAACAACAACAUCAGUUUUCUGAGCAGAGAAGCAGCUGUAACAGAGCAAGGAGAGACUAUCAUAGGUUUCUACCUACUGGCUUUAGGUUGGCUGUCCUGGUUCGGAAAUAGCAUUGUGAUUUUUGUUCUAUAUAAACAAAGACAUCUUCUGCAGCCCACUGACUACCUCACAUUUAACUUGGCAGUGUCAGAUGCUAGUAUCUCUGUGUUUGGUUAUUCACGAGGGAUCAUUGAAAUCUUUAAUGUCUUCAGAGAUGAUGGCUUCAUUAUCACAUCGAUAUGGACUUGCCAGAUUGAUGGCUUCCUGACCCUUCUGUUUGGCCUUGCUAGCAUUAAUACCCUUACAGUAAUCAGUGUGACUCGCUACAUCAAGGGCUGCCAUCCUGAGAAAAGUCACUGCAUCAGCAACAGCAGCAUGACGGUGUCUCUGGUUCUCAUUUGGGUAGCAGCUUUCUUCUGGUCAGGAGCUCCAUUACUUGGCUGGGGCAGUUACACAGAUCGAAUGUAUGGCACAUGUGAGAUAGACUGGGCAAAAGCCAACUUCUCUACGAUCUACAAGUCCUACAUCGUCUCCAUUUUUAUCUGCUGUUUUUUCCUACCUGUCACUGUCAUGGUCUUCUCAUAUGUGUCAAUUAUAAAUACUGUCAAGCUAAGCCAUGCAUUAACAGGACUGGCUGAUCCUACAGACAGACAGAGGAGAGUAGAGCGGGACGUCACCAGGGUUUCUAUUGUGAUUUGCACAGCCUUCAUUAUUGCAUGGUCACCAUAUGCUGUCAUCUCUAUAUGGUCUGCCUAUGGUUACCCUGUGCCCAACCUUACCAGCAUCCUUGCCAGUUUGUUUGCUAAGUCUGCCAGUUUCUACAAUCCCAUUAUCUACUUUGGAAUGAGCUCCAAAUUUCGGAGGGACAUUUUCAUCUUGUUCCAUUGUGCCAAGGAAGUCAAGGACCCUGUGAAGCUCAAACGUUUCAAAAACCUCAAGCAGAAACAACAAGAGCCCUCCCAGAAAGAAGAGAAGUAUGCAGGAGAAAUGCACCCGGCACCAAGCCCUGAUUCUGGGGUGGGAAGUCCAACCAACACCCCACCUCCAGCAAACAGGGAGGUGGAUAUUGGUAUUUUCGAUACACCAUCUAAUAACCCUGAUAUUGAAUGUGAUAGACUGUAAGUUUUGCAGCCACUUCACACACGCAUCCACUUUAUGUUCAGGAAGACCCUCCUCAGACCCGUGCUAGAAUGAUUUCCUAAUUCCCAGUCUGUCUGUUCCUUGCGAUAGCACUGAUGACUAUACAACUCAAGCAAAUCAGGCAGUAAAAUGAUAUUUUCUUGUAUGUAGGUACAAAAUGCCAUGAAGCACAUUGCAAUGUGCUGCAGCUUACUUAGUGCCAGAAACAUUUAUUUGUUUCCAGUGUGCAGGAAAA
Messenger RNA from Pezoporus flaviventris, 1803 nucleotides. Its product is annotated as opsin-5-like. The record is from RefSeq and is a predicted model, not a curated record. Bases 354 to 1550 code for a protein of 398 amino acids. The transcript has 6 exons. Gene Ontology annotation, biological process: G protein-coupled receptor signaling pathway. Lineage: Eukaryota; Metazoa; Chordata; Aves; Psittaciformes; Psittacidae. Gene Ontology annotation, molecular function: G protein-coupled receptor activity. Gene Ontology annotation, cellular component: membrane.